Molecule: messenger RNA, 1114 nt
Organism: Talpa occidentalis (Iberian mole)
Lineage: Eukaryota; Metazoa; Chordata; Mammalia; Eulipotyphla; Talpidae
Gene: SYCE1
Product: synaptonemal complex central element protein 1
Exons: 13
Coding region: 36-1028 (330 amino acids)
Biological process (GO): synaptonemal complex assembly
Cellular component (GO): synaptonemal complex
Source: RefSeq, a predicted model, not a curated record
GUGUGUGUGCUUCCGGGUGGGCGCGCCGAGGGGAGAUGUCGGGAUGGCCCGGGCCUCCCAGCGCCGAGCCCGAGGGGGCACCGGCCCCAGCGGAGACGGACACAGGGCAGACCAAGUCCUCGCAAAAAAUUGAAGACUUGAUGGAAAUGGUGAAGAAGUUGGAGAAAGCAGGAAACCUGGAACCCAGGGUUGAGGUCCUGAUUAACCGGAUUAACGAGGUUCAGCAAGCUAAAAAGAAAGCCAGCGAGGAGCUGGGAGAGGCCCGAACUGUCUGGGAGGCCCUGCAGAAGGAGCUUGACUCUCUGAAUGGAGAGAAAAUGCGCCUGAAGGAGAUCCUGAACAAAAAGCAAGAGACCCUGAGGAUUCUCCGGCUGCACUGCCAGGAGAAGGAAGGUGAAGCACAGAGGAAGCAUAGCGUGCUGCAGGGGUGCAAGGCACGGAUUUCUGCCCUCAACUCCCAGAUUGAGGAAGAGAAGAGCAAACAGAGGCAGCUGAGAUUGGACUUCGAAGAACAGCUGGAGGAUCUGAUGGGUCAGCACAAGGACCUCUGGGAAUUCCACAGGCCGGAGCGACUGGUCGGGGAGAUUGGGGCCCUGGACAGCAACAAGGAGCAGCUGCUCAAGGAAGAGAAACUGGUAGAGGCAAAGCUGGAGGAUGUGAAACGCCGCCUGUGUUCCCAGUUUGGGGCCAAGGGCCGCUCCACCAUCACCGAGGGGCUCUUCCUCCGCAGCCAAGAAGCAGCAGCUGUGGUGAACCUGUUUGAGGAAGAGAAUGGGAAGUCCCAGGAGCUCCUGGAGGCCGCGGCCCAGCGCCAUGAGCAGCUGUGGCAGAAAUGCCAGCAGCUGCAGCAGAAGAGGCAGAGGCUGAAGGAGGAACUGGAAAUGUUAGGGGUGCAGGUCCCGGUUCAAGCCCAGAACAAACAAGAGGAAGGGACUGGCCUCGGAGAAGCUGCCAAUCCCAAGUCCCUUGGACUCAGAGAGGAGGAAGACCCGGAGCUGCCCAUGAAGCAAGGCCCAGUGUCGUCCUAGCAAGGAGAUCCCCCCACCCCCUACCUUGGUACUUAGUCCUGGCACUGCGGUGAAUAAAGGUGCUAUUUUGGUACAACUGCCUCCUG